UACUCGAUAUACUAUUUGUCCAAUGGCAAAACAUUUAUAAUUUGGGUGGAACAAAUCAAAGGCCCAACAAAUGAAAUUGAACCCAACUCAUCAAAAACCAAGACUUGAGGAUAAAAUUGUCAAAAAAAAAAAAAAAAAAUAAUCAAAGAAAAGAAAAAAAGAGAUGGGAAUAUUGACACUGCCUUCAUUGGUAAGGUUAAAGGCAUCAAUACCAUUACCAGCAAGAUUGAAUUUGUCUGAAAGAGAAAAAGCUCAGUGCUUCUGCAAAUCUGGUUUACAAAACAUUCAAUUAACCGCCACCGCAACACGGCGGAGGAUGAGCGCCGAUGCAACUGCAAGUUCGUCGGAGACGGCGGCGGCGGAAGAUGUGGUGGUCCAAUACGUGGUGUUAAGGAGAGACCUGAUUGACACGUGGCCUGUUGGGAGUGUGGUGACCCAAGGAUGCCAUGCUUCUGUUGCUGCUAUUUGGGAGCACAAAGAUGACCCUUCCACUCUCCUCUAUUGCUCCCCUCCUGCUCUCGAUUCUAUGCACAAGGUUACACUGGAAGUUAAAGGGGAGACUCAAAUUGUGAAUCUUUCAGAAAAGCUCAAGACUGCUGGGAUUUUACACAAACUAUGGAUCGAGCAGCCUGAGAAUUAUCCAACAUGCAUAGCCACUAAGCCAUAUCCUAAAUCCGUGGUAUCGCCUUUUUUUAGAAAGUUAAAACUUUGUAAGUGAUUGUUGUUAAUCUUAUAGGAUAUGAUUACCUGUUCUGAGCUGAACUUUGAGCCAUAGAAUUUCUAGCUACGAGUAUGAGUACUUGGCUUAUUGCAAACAAUUGUAAAUCACAUUUCUUGAGGUUUUACAAAUCCACUGAAUGGAGGAGUAAGGUGAAGU
Molecule: messenger RNA, 877 nt
Organism: Chenopodium quinoa (quinoa)
Lineage: Eukaryota; Viridiplantae; Streptophyta; Magnoliopsida; Caryophyllales; Amaranthaceae
Product: putative peptidyl-tRNA hydrolase PTRHD1
Exons: 2
Coding region: 164-718 (184 amino acids)
Molecular function (GO): peptidyl-tRNA hydrolase activity
Source: RefSeq, a predicted model, not a curated record